AUGGUGGUGCUGCACAGCUCGGACAAGGGGAAGACCGGGGUGGGUGUGCCGCUGGAGCCCUUCCUGCACCAGGUCGGGGGCCACCUGAGCGUGCUGCAGUACGACGCCUACACAGUCUGCAAGCCCCUCGUCUCCCAGGAACAGAAAUUCUAUGAGUCCCUGCCACUGGCCAUGAGGUGCUUCACUCCGCAGUACAAAGGUACCAUCACGGUGCGUCUCCGGAGGGACAGCAGAGGCCAUCUUGGCCUGGUUGCCAACCCACUGAAGGAGAACCUGGAACCUUUCCAGGUCUCCCCAGAGUCCAGAGCGGUAGCUCUUUGGCAGACGCUUCAGCAGACCACCAGCAGUGAGAGCAGCCCCCGCCCCCUUGCCCAGCUGGCUCGAUCACUGAAGGAGAGUGCAGCCAAGGUGCUCCUGAGGUCCGACUGCCACCUCGGUACCCAGGCCUCUCCGCUGGUAGAGAGUGCAGACGGGAGCCAGGUGGAGGGAAAGGGCUUCAACCCAUGGGGCCUGCACUGUCACCAAGCCCACCUGACCCGUCUGUGCUCCCAGUACCCAGAGGACAAGCGGCACCGGUUCUUGCUGUUGGAAAAUGUGGUGUCACAGUACAAGAAGCCCAGUAUCUUAGAUCUGAAGAUGGGGACCCGGCAGCACGGGGAUGACGCGUCAGAGGAGAAGAAGGCCCGUCACAUGAAGAAGUGUGCACAGAGUACUUCGGCCUGCCUGGGCGUGCGCAUCUGUGGCAUGCAGGUUUAUCAAACCGAUAAGAAGAGUUUUCUCUGCAAGGAUAAGUACUAUGGAAGGAAGCUGUCGGUGGAGGGAUUCAGGCAAGCCCUUUCUCAGUUCCUCCAUGAUGGGAUCCGCCUCCGCACCGAGCUCCUGGAGCCCAUCCUGCGUAGGCUGCAGGCGCUGCUCGCUGUCAUCAGGAGCCAGAGUUCUUACCGCUUCUACUCCAGCUCCCUCCUCAUCAUCUAUGACGGGGAGCCUCCUCAGACGGCUCCCCAGACCACCCAAGGCAGCACUUCCGGCGACCCCGUCAGAGUCGACGUCCGGAUGAUCGACUUCGCGCACACGACAUACAAGGGCUCCUGGAACGAGCACACCACCUACGAGGGACCAGAUCCUGGCUAUAUUUUUGGCCUUGAAAACCUCAUCGGGAUUCUGCAGGAUAUCCAAGAGGGAGCGUGAAGCUUCUUGGAACUUUCUGGGAUUUUUUUUCCGGGCUGCAGAAUUUUGCCAAGGGACCCAAGCUAGGGUAGUCUAGAUUUC
Grammomys surdaster is the source of this 1269-nucleotide messenger RNA. RefSeq names its product inositol hexakisphosphate kinase 3 (gene Ip6k3). The record is from RefSeq and is a predicted model, not a curated record. Gene Ontology annotation, cellular component: nucleus; cytoplasm. Lineage: Eukaryota; Metazoa; Chordata; Mammalia; Rodentia; Muridae. The transcript has 5 exons. Gene Ontology annotation, molecular function: inositol hexakisphosphate kinase activity. The coding region runs from base 1 to 1188 and encodes 395 amino acids. Gene Ontology annotation, biological process: inositol phosphate biosynthetic process; phosphatidylinositol phosphate biosynthetic process.